CACGCGCGCGCCGUACCGCCAUCACGUACCGCCGUAUCGUCAUGCAGCUCCUGCUAACGCUCCUCCUUGUCGGGACGAUUCCCAGCGGAUACGGAUUCCAGACGGAAGAGGAGAAGGUUAACACGCAAGAAAACGCCGUGCUGGCCCUUGAGUACGUGGAGAACGUGCGCAAUAGCCACUGCUCCGGAGGCACGGGCGAGGUUCUACCCAUUGAGUUCGAUCACGCGGUGUGGAACAGCCAAGCCCAGGUUGCCGUAAGAACGGCCAACUUUCUCACAAAGAUGUGGAUCAUCAACAACGGCACGCCACCGUUCAUCGACGAUAACUAUCUUUUCGGCAUGACCCGCUCCAACGUAGAAAUCGACCCAAUGAUAUUCGGCAGCGCGAUUGCCUUUGAGGAGUACACCUACCGAAACUAUCAGAAGGUGUCGUUUUACACGUUUGAGAAAUUCGAUCGAAUCAAUUCCUACGAUCUGUCCGUCAACUACGACUACCUCGGGCAGUUAAAUACAGAAUGGUACCACAUUCCGAAAAACAAGACGUACCAACCGCGGGAGGUGCUGGUUCAUAUAAACCACAGGUACAACUCAACCGGGAAUGAACACGCUCCUUUAGAAAUCUUCUCAGAGCCGCUUGCAAUGGUGGAAGACGGACAUUGGACGAAACCGUACUUUGACUGCGGUGGUGGCGACAUCUGGAUGGUGACAUUUUCUUCGCCCAUCUUUACUCGUGACAUCGCCAAUGCGUCGCAGUACAUUUUCGGCGGUGUCGCGACAGUCGACGUCGAACUCACAAACAUCGAUAUCAACCAGUGCGACGCGGAAGAGAUGGGGAGUUCCGGGUCGACGACAGCCGACGUAUUCCGCAACACUCAUCUCUGUCGACCGACGACAAAGUGCGUGCCGAGAAAGAAUCUAGGCUUCAUGAGUGGAACAUACUUCUGCGUCUGCGUAGAUGGCUACUACUUUCCGAACACGAGCGCAGAAGAGAAAGCAUUCGUUGGCUUCGACCUACAGCACGAGUAUAACCUUCAAAAGAAGUAUAAGAACAAUAGCUUCUCCACUGGGUUUCUGUGCCUGCCCUGCUCAGAGGGCUGUGAUACAUGUGUGGACGACUCGGCGUGCAUCGCGGCAUCAAACAUGAUAUUUCGGGGAGCUCUGCUAGCUAUCGUCUUCCUCGAUGUCAUCUUCGCAUUCAUCGUCAUGAUAGCCGUGUUCCUGUACAGGAAACAAAAGAUCAUCAAGGCGGCCAGUCCUUUCUUCUGCUACGUCAUCAUCGCCGGCAUGUUUUUGAUGUGUGCCGAGGUCAUCAUUGUGUUCUUCAAACCAACCGACCUUCUCUGCGAGAUGCGACCUUGGUUUCAUCACGUCGGCUACUUCACUACGUACGGCGCGCUCCUGCUGAGAACGUGGCGGAUUGCGGCACUCUUCAAGGUGAAAUCUGCCAAGCAAGUGAAACUUGGCGACAGUGCUUUGGCCAAGCGCUUGCUACCUAUUCUAGGUGUCACCAUCGCCUACCUGGUCGCAUGGCGGGUCAGCAGUCCGCCCUACGUCUACACCAUAAAGACACCCGAUGAUCUCAAGUUGUAUUACUGUUCAUCUAGUUGGUGGGACUAUGCAGCUAUUUUAGGACAGUGCCUUUUCCUGCUAUGGGGCGUUUACCUGUGUUACAGCGUUCGGAAAGCGCCAUCUAGCUUCAACGAAAGCAAAUUUAUAUCUUGGGCAAUUUACAAUACCAUAUUCAUGAACAACUUCUUACUAAUUAUAAGGCUGGUUAUGCUUGGCUCCCUUGGUCCAGAUCUGAUCUACUUGCUGCACGUUCUACAACUGCAAGUUCCAUGCACCAUUACACUUUUACUCAUUUUUGUUCCUAAGUUCUACAUGAUAGCACACGAGGGUCCGGAAGCUGAAGCUGGCACGGGAGUCACGGGAAGGCAAAAAGCGUCGGGAAUGUCAACAAACAAGGUCACGCCCGUGCAACCAGCCCCGGGUAGCUCGACCGGCGAAGAAAGCAUUAAUAAGUGAUAAGGCGAACAUACGAAGACUAUUAUUUUUCUUUUGUAAAUUACGAAUAAAGCUCACUUUCAGAGCAUAUAGCUUAAUUAUAUAACAAUACAGGCAGAUUUUAUUGCUACCCAAAAAGCUUUCGUGGUUAACAUGACUCCAGUUGUGGAGGGAAUACAGACAUGCUGUUGCAGAUGAAAGUUGUUCAACGAAAUCUAAUUUACUGACUCAGAACAUCAAUAAAAUAACUCAGCUUGAGCUUUUUCUAAAAUACACAAAAAGACUGUACGGGGACCCUAGAGCAUGUCUCCCACGACAUAUUUCUAAACCAACGGUGUAAGGAAUGCAUUCUGGAACAUCUUGUGGUAUUCACAAUAUAAGAUUAAAUAAGGAAAAUUGAUUGAAACACUCAAAAUAAUGUACGACUAUAAAAAUUCUAUAAUAAUAAUGUCUAAGCAAAACAAGUCAUUUACUCGCAGGAUCUGCCAUUGCUUACUGCCAAUUAAGUCCGUUUACUUUAUAUUUUUACCCUCCGCGAAGCGGCAUAAAAAUUCGCGGAGCCCACCGCUGCCCUUGAAUCAAAUGACUGCACUCCCUCCAACAUAACCUGUAUCAGUAUUAGAUUAGUAUGUUGGUAUAUAUAUAUAUAUA
Molecule: messenger RNA, 2654 nt
Organism: Priapulus caudatus
Lineage: Eukaryota; Metazoa; Priapulida; Priapulimorpha; Priapulimorphida; Priapulidae
Product: probable G-protein coupled receptor CG31760
Exons: 13
Coding region: 42-2024 (660 amino acids)
Biological process (GO): G protein-coupled receptor signaling pathway
Cellular component (GO): membrane
Molecular function (GO): G protein-coupled receptor activity
Source: RefSeq, a predicted model, not a curated record